CAUUCAUACAACCAGAGGAGACGUUCUGGCUUGCUUCAUCAAUCGAAACAUUUGAAUUGUUCCAGGGCGGUUCGUGAUGUACAUGAUUCAUGAUGAGUGAUGCAAUCGUACCCAUUCCGACAAUGUCCCUGUCAUCAUCUGCACCCAUCACAAUGCCGGAUUCAUUCUUGACAUGCACAUCUUCUCGGCUCAGUCCUGGAAGAAGGAAGCUCUGGAACGCUUUCGCUUUGGAAUCGCCCAAAGGUGCAGAUAACUCGGCUAUGUAUUGUCCCGUGAGCCGGUCUGUUUUGUACCGCGGGUUGCAUGGAGAGGGUUGAUUAUCUAUGCAGUAGCCGGCAACCCUGCCAUAUGUGCCU
Messenger RNA from Periconia digitata, 356 nucleotides. The record is from the annotation of a GenBank genome assembly. Lineage: Eukaryota; Fungi; Ascomycota; Dothideomycetes; Pleosporales; Periconiaceae.